This is a messenger RNA of Polypterus senegalus (gray bichir), 6188 nucleotides long. RefSeq lists its product as uncharacterized. The record is from RefSeq and is a predicted model, not a curated record. Lineage: Eukaryota; Metazoa; Chordata; Cladistia; Polypteriformes; Polypteridae. The transcript is spliced from 24 exons. The coding region runs from base 174 to 4994 and encodes 1606 amino acids.
AGUGACACUUAGGAUACGCUCAGACUUGUGUGAUUCCCUGAGGUGACCUGCAGAUUUAACCGUCCACAGAAGAAAGUUGACGUUGUGACACAAGCCAAGGGGCUGACAGCCUGACAGAGGACAUCGGUGGGAGCUUGCUCAUCCUCCGGAGAAGUCCAGUUCGUGGCAGAAGAAUGGGCCGUGGAAGAGCGGCAAGGCUCCUGCCACCUAUCGGACUCGCGUCAAUAUGGUCGCUCUUGAUGCUUUCUACCGUCACGACGCAAGCAGUUUCCACGCAGUGUGACAACUCGACGAUCAACGCCACCUCAACAAUCUCUUCAGGAGUUUGCAACGUCACCUCGGCUGAUGAAUCCCCUAACUGCAUGUCACCCAACAACACAACCUGCUCAGCUGAUUCCAGCACGGCGUCUUCUAAUACAUUCAGCCAAGACAUCUCUCCCAGUCCAACCAGUAGCGCAUUCAGCCAAGAGGUCCCUCCCAGUCCGACCAGUAGCAUAUUUAGCCAAGACAUCUCUCCCAGUCCAACCAGUAGCGCAUUCAGCCAAGAGGUCCCUCCCAGUCCGACCAGUAGCGUAUUUAGCCAAGACAUCCCUCCCAGUCCAACCAGUAGCACAUUCAGCCAAGACAUCCCUCCCAGUCCAACCAGUAGUGCAUUCAGCCAAGAGGUCCUUCCAAGUACAACCAGUAGCGCAUUCAGCCAACACGUCCCUCCCAGUCCGGCCAGUAGCGUAUUUAGCCAAGACAUCUCUCCCAGUCCAUCCAGUAGUGUAACCAGCAGUGCAUUCAGCCAACACGUCCCUCCCAGUCCAACCAGUAGCGCAUUCAGCCAAGAGGUCCCUCCCAGUCCGACCAGUAGCAUAUUUAGCCAAGACAUCCCUCCCAGUCCAACCAGUAGCGCAUUCAGCCAAGAGGUCCCUCCCAGUCCAACCAGUAGCGCAUUCAGCCAAGACAUCCCUCCCAGUCCAACCAGUAGCACAUUCAGCCAACAUAUUCCUCCCAGUCCAACCAGUAGUGCAUUCAGCCAAGAGGUCCUUCCAAGUACAACCAGUAACGCAUUCAGCCAACACGUCCCUCCCAGUCCGGCCAGUAGCGUAUUUAGCCAAGACAUCUCUCCCAGUCCAUCCAGUAGUGUAACCAGCAGUGCAUUCAGCCAAGACGUCCCUCCCAGUACAACCAGUAGCGCAUUCAGCCAACACGUCCCUCCUAGUCCAACCAGUAGCACAUUCAGCCAAGAGGUCCCUCCCAGUCCGGCCAGUAGCGUAUUUAGCCAAGACAUCUCUCCCAGUCCAACCAGUAGUGUAACCAGUAGUGCAUUCAGCCAAGAGGUCCCUCCCAGUCCGGCCAGUAGUAUAUUUAGCCAAGACAUCUCUCCCAGUCCAACCAGUAGUGUAACCAGUAGUGUAUUUAGCCAAGACAUCUCUCCAAGUCCAACCAGUAGUGUAACUAGUAGCGCAUUCAGUGAACACGUCGCUCCCAGUACAACCAGUAGCGCAUUCAGCCAACACAUCCCUCCCAGUCCAACCAGUAGUGCAUUCAGCCAAGAGGUCCCUCCCAGUCCAACCAGUAGCGUAACCAGUAGCGCAUUAAGCCAAGACAUCUCUCCCAGUCCAACCAGUAGCACAUUCCACCAAGAAGCUUCUCCCAGUCCAACCAGCAGUUUGUUUCCCAGUAUGCCCAGUAGCACACUGCCUCCCCAUCUAUUAAGCAAUAGCGCCUCUCCCAGUCCACCCAGCAGCACACUGCUUCCAGCUUCUCUUAGCAAUGACAUAUUUUCCAGUUCGCCCAGUAACACAGUGCUCCCCACUCCAAUAAGCAAUGGAACUCCUCCCAGUUUGCCCAGCAGCACAAAUCCCCACAGUGUAUUCACUAGCACCAGUUCUCCCAGUCCUUCCAGUUCCAGUGGCCCCACUGACUUGUCAUCCUUCAGCACCAGCUCAACAGCUCCACCAACGGUGACCAGCACGCUGCCCCUUGUGGCUGCCCCCGUCGUAUUCAAGAUGAAUCAGCAAUUCAAAAGUGAACUUUCCAACAGGUCGUCCCCAGAGUUCAAGGUUCUCAGUGAUCAGGUCUCGGGCGAGCUGACCAGUGUUUACAGAAAGCAAUUCCCAAAAACCUUUGAGAGAGUGGACAUCCUCAGCUUCAGCAAUGGCUCCAUCAUCACGAAUGUUAGUAUUAUUUUUCAAACAGUCACUACUGCCCCAUCUUCUUCAGACAUGGUGAGGACACUGGCAACUGGAGUACUGAGUAACGCCUUGGGCAACCUCAGUGUCAUUGCCGAUACGAUAGCGUCAAACAGUGUGACACUCGGCUCCCUGCCUCCUCUCGCUGUACAGAUCCAGAUGAUCGUCCUCACCAGCUUUGGCACCCCAGAAUCAGACAACUUGACCUCCAUAAUCAAGCAACAGCUAAUGGUCAUCCUCUCAUUGGCCUACAAUGGGACCAUCAUCAACAGCAAUGUCAGCACCAGCAACAGUAAUGGAUGGACACUGAUGACGGCAAACUAUGAGCUGAACACACCCAACAUUCAGCCAGAGUCCGUGGUGCUGCAGCAGAUUCACUCAAACAGCUCGGUGAACUACGACCAGACGUCCCUGGUAGUGAAUGGAGUCAACACAAUGUUCAGUAGCUUCUUCUACUCUCUGCGAAUUACAAGCCUCAACUUCACAAACGACCUUACCAACAAAGGGUCCGCGGAGUUUGCUGCAAGCUACUCGAAAAUUUACAGUGCUCUGGCCUCACUUUUCCAGUCCCAGAGUAACUUCGUGCAGGUCUUCAUCAACAACUUUACCCAAGGCUCGGUAGUUGCCAAUACACAGUUUAUCUUCAAGCAGAACACCAUUUCUGAUGCUCAGGUGCAACAGGUCAUCUUGAAUGGAGCAAGCAAUUUGACUGCAGAUGGUAUCGUCAUUGACCCGGCCUCAUUCAGCACCUUUAGUACAACAACUACAAGCACCAGCACAGCCUCGCCCAACAGCACCAGCUCUGCACCUCAGGCUACACAAGCCAAUGGAACUCAACCAGCAGCAGCUACACCAACCAGUAUGGCACCUGCUAAUGGGACUACACAAAGCAACACAACCACCAUAACUGCAGCUCCAAAUAACCACACAGACUCUGCUUCUUCACAAAACAAUACAAUGUUUACUAGUGCAGCUCCAAAGAACAAUUCAACGUUAAUAACUAUGCAAGGGAACAUCACUUCUGCAUCACCACCUCUGAAUAACAGCACAAAUUCUACCGUUGCACAACACAAUACACCUACAGCUCUAAACAGCACAACCUCAACAAGUGUGCAAAACAACACAACCUUCACAACUUCAGCUGCAAACAGCAACACAACCUCCAUGACUGCAGCUCCAAGUAACACAACCGCUACAGGUAAAGACAACACAACAGCCUUUACGACCGCAGUUCCAAAUAACGCAACCUCAACAACCAUCCAGAACAACGGCACAAACUCCACAGCUACACAAACCGUUGCCACAGCUACACAAACCGUUGCAACAUCUGUGACGACCGCCAACGGCACAAACUCCACAGCUACACAAACCAUUGCAACAUCUGUGACGACCGCCAACGGCACAAACGCCACAGCUACACAAACCGUUACGACGUCCGUAACGACCGCCACCAGCACAAACUCCACAGCUACACAAACCGUUGCGACGUCCGUAACGACCGCCACCAGCACAAACUCCACAGCUACACAAACCGUUGCGACGUCCGUAACGACCGCCACCAGCACAAACUCCACAGCUACACAAACCGUUGCGACGUCCGUGACGACCGCCACCAGCACAAACCCACCAACCACCAGCACACCAAGCAGCAGUGCCAACUCAACUGUGAGUCUUCAGUUCACCAUUAUGGACUCUUUCACACCUGACCUUAACAAUCCGGCUUCAGAAGCAUACAAGAACAUCACUGGUCGGAUCAUCAGUGCACUUGAUAAGGUCUUCAUAUUCCAGUUCAAGGAGAAGUUUAACAGGACUGAAAUCAGGAAACUCAGCUCGGGGUCCAUCAAAGUUGAGGCUGACUGCAUCUUCAAUGCCAAUACCAACGUCACCAGUACUGAAGUGGUUCGAAGUGUCGUACAGGGAAUAAACAGUGGUGUGCUGAGCACCCUCAACAUCAAUGAGAGCACCAUUUCUUCAAACAAUGUAACUGUGCGGACUCUGGGGCCCAUCACUGUGCACAUCGAGCUCAUCGUCCUCAUUGGCUUUUCAAGUGCACCUCAGCUCAACAGCAUCUUGGACAGCUGGCUGCAGCCUUUCCUGAUGGCAAAAUAUAAUGCAAGUAGUGUGAGCGGCAACUACACCUACAGUGACAGCAACGGCUGGACCAAAGUUGUGACAGACAAGGUGGUGAACACAACGCUCCAGCUCCCAGAUGACAAUGUCUUUCAGGGUCUUGUAGCCAGCACAAGUCCUGUGCUUUAUCAAAUUUCUUCUGUGAAGAUUAACAAUUUCAUUGCACAAAGCCAGUACCAGACAUUCCAACAAAGCUUCCGAAUAACUAACAAGAAUUUUGACUCCACACUUAGCAACAAGAGCUCUGCACAAUUCAUGAGCCUCAGCCAAGAGGUGAUAAAUACGGUAUCCGUGCUCUUUUCAAACCAGAAUGGAUUUCAGCAGUUGUUCAUCAACAGCUUCACGCCAGGCUCCGUCGUGGCCAGCAGCAGCUUUGUAUUCAGCAGCAACAUAGGCUCAAGCUCACAGCAGAUACAGCAGACUCUUGCAAGUGGAAUCAGCAUACUCUCCUUAUCGGGACUUGACAUCGAUCCUGCAUCACUUGUUCCUGUGACUCCAUCCACUCCAAGGCCAUUCCCAGGAUUUGCUGUGGCCAUCAUCGUGCUUUGUGGCUUGGCCAUCCUGUGCUUCCCGCUAAUCAUUAUUGCUCUCGUGAAGACUGGUGCUUGUAGGAAACUGUCCCAUGCUUUCACUCUCAAAACACCCAGCAGCGCGGACCUGAGGAUUCCUCUUUGGGAUGAUUAGGAAAGGUGCACUGAAGACAUGACUUCUUUAAAAAUACUUAGAUGUUUACUUUGUCCUAAACUUGCACAAAAGAAGACGAGUUCUAAUUAAUUUAGAUUUCUAUUAUUUGUACUGCCACAGAUCUUGAAUCCUUUCCCUCAUUCUCAAAUGUCUCUUCAGUGAUCCAGCUCAAAGUCUGAUUUCACACACCAAAUAAAUAAAGCUAAGAAUCAAUCACAGAACACUGGAAUUCACAUACUUGCAAACUGUAGACGCUAUCCCCUAUUGUAUACUUCCAAGUGUUUCUUCAAGAUGUUUUAAUAAAUGACCCAGCAACAGGCACAUUUGACUGCAUGUCAGUCUUACCAGAAGGAGCUUUGCUAAGCCAGUAGCCCUUCAACUCACUGAGUGGUUGGUUAUCAAGCCCCAGGUGACAUGUAAAGGAUUGAGAAAGUCAUAGCUGAGGGUCAGUCUGCUGCUCAUCACAGCAGGGUGUCACUUCCCUAAGGUCCACAUAAAACUGAAGCCAGCUCAGAUUCUACCUGCUACACCAUGCAUGUUACUCCAUGAUUUAAAGAAACACCAAAUGUUUAAUUUCACAAUACAGAAAAUAAGCAGGAUUGACAACAAUGUCUGUUUAUGCCUUUGGUCAGCUCAUUUUCCCAGCUUUGUUUGCACUUGUCACUUAUACACUGUCAAUCAUUUUGAGAGACUUUGUCUCUCUGGAUUCCUCGGUCAGACAAGAGUGUUAAAUUACAGCACUGCGCAUUAGACUAAACGUACAGUUCAUUUCUGUGAGAUAGGGAAAAGAAACUAGGGGGCCAGGUCCCUGAAGGGACAUGCAAGACUGGCGUCAAAUCAAUGAAGGAUGGGGGGCACUGAUGACUCGCCCAGUCUGCUAGUGGGUCAGAAAUGGUGAGAAUUUCAAGAUACUACAAGAGAAGUAACCAAAUCGUACCUCUCAAUCUUGAUGGAUGAUGAACCACUGAAGACUCGCAGACAGGAGACGGUGACUGUGCUUAGGAAGCAUAAAGUAUCCCUCCGCACCUGUGUGUUUAAUAAGUUGAUAGCGCUCUGCUGUUUUUCUGACUUGUAUUUAUUUGUUUCAUACACUAAGUGCUUGAGGAUUGCUGAAAGUGUUAUUUAGUUCUGAUGUUAUUUGCUAACUUAAAAGCUUUGUAUUUUAAUAAAUAAAUAUUAGAUGCUUAUAUGUUU